UCUGAUUGUGUGUUUCGUAAAAAACGUUCUGAGCGAAUAAAUUUUAAUUUAUUUAUUACUUUUGCUUGUAAUUCGAAAUUUAUUCAGUUUUUUUCUUUAACUGGGAAUUUUUUCGAAAAUUAAAACAAUAUUUAAUACCGUCAACGUUCACAUUGGCUUAAGUACAAAAAUUUGUAUGCAUUUUAAAUCGAACGCCCUUAGACUAAAGAAGGUCUUUAUGAGAUUUAUUCCCUGUUGAAAUAGAUUCUUGAGAGCGUUACGAUUUUAUUCGAAAUUUUAAAGGCCGUUUAUGCUAAAUUCAAUAUUGAAGAUAUAACACUAAAUUCGUGUAAAUUCGAAAUUCAAAAUAAAUUAAAUUGAUCUGACUGCUUUCUGAGUUGGUAAUGGAACUGCCCACUGGUAAAACAGUUUUGUGCCUGCUUCGCUUUAGAAAGCGUUUGAAUACUGCAGAAAUAAUAAAAUAUGGGUUGGCUUACUGUAACAAUGGAAAUACAACAAAAGCGCAAAUUUUGGAGGGAAUAUCUUGCCUGGUGAGCAUGGGUUUGGUAAAAAGAAUUACAGCUAAUAAGAAUAAAAAGGAACCCUUCGAAGAGUGUAAAGAAGAUGACGAUGCAGAAUACGAACUAACAGGAACAAGUAAAUAUAAAUGGUUGGAAUCUGAUGCUACUAGUGAGGAAGAAACUGAGACUACUUUAAGUAAACUCAAACAAAAGGACUUAAAUAGCUUACUAUCAAUAAAGAAAGAAAAGGAUAUGGUUUAUGUUGAUUGUCAACAGCAUGUAGAAAACUAUCUAAUGACUAAUACGCACGCUUUGGUUGACGAUAGUAAACUGAGAAAUAUUUCACCAGAUGAAAGUAAACAGGAAGAGGCUGCUUUGUUCAAUGAAAGUAAGCAGGAUCACACAGUUUCACUUGACGCAAGUAAGCAGGCAAAGACUAUUUCACUUGAUGGAAGUAAACAGGAAGAGCCUAUUUCACUUGAUGAAAGUCAACAGGAAGACCCUGUUUCACUUGAUGAGAGCAACACUGCUGGCUCUACGAUUAUAAAUAUGAUUAAAGAUCAUGCUUUAAUGAUGACAACUCUUUUCAAACGAGAAUCAUCUGAGAAGAUAUCAGAAAAAGUUAUUAACCAAUCCGUUAAAGAGAAACGUCAGCACAUUUCUGAGGUAGAAGAAAAUAACAUAUCCGUUAAAAGUGAUAAUAUUGCUACUGAUAUGUGCAACGAUGACUUUAAGAAAUAUGUACUUGAUAGUGAGGACAAUACUAAAGCAUAUGCUGUGGUUCAAAGCAAACAGACCAAGGUACCGUUGGAUAAAAAACCUGAGAAGAAGAAGAAAAAGAAGAUUAAGCAAGUUAUUGGUAAAAAAAUCAAAUAUCAUUCUAAAAAGAAAAAGUUAUUGGUUGCAAAAACGCCUCUACAAAAACGUUGCAUUAAUGGUGACAUUAAAGAUGUUAAAGGUGUAAAAGGUGUAAAAGGUAUUAAUAAGGAUUUAUGUUGUAAGAAGCUUGAGAGAAAAAUCAAAGGAGCUGUCCGGGGUAAAAAUAAUCGUGUUCAUCCUUUACCAAAGAAGAUGGCAAUGGAAAGGAAUACUCAACAAGAGCGUAUUAUUGAAAAUUUCCGUGCUGUUAUGAAGAAAGGUAAACAAAUUGUUAAUGCUAAAAAGCGGCUACCGAAAAAAAAGCCGAAUGCAAAAUGUCAGCAAAACAAGUGCGUUAUGAAAAUGUGUAACCACUGUAAAAAAGUUAAAGUUUACAUUAAGAAGGUUUAUGGCACUGGUAAGAUUCAGACAUAUAGGGUCAGAUUAGGUGAUGAAAUAAAUGCUGAAGAUAUGAAAACUAAUGAGAUAUAUAACAGAUUAUUUGGUGACACAAAGCUUGAUCCCAAGCCAAUAAAUAAACGUAAAUUAGGUAAAAAAAUUAAGAAUAAAGUCAAUUUACGUAAAAGACCUCAUGUCAUGUGUAAUGAAAACGAUGUGAUGAAAAUAGUCAAAGAACUACGUGUCCACUGUAACACACCAGAGGAUGGUAUAUACUUACAAUCUGUUCCAGUACCUAAGAAGAAGAAGUUGUGUUGAAAAAAUUAUUAAGAAUAAUUAAAUUACUUACUUUAACACUGCAUACUUAAACCACGAAAGCGAAAAAAGUCUCUUUAGGAACCCACAUAAAACGAUUUAGGUCAUAAAAGUUUAUAAAAAGGACAGUGAGAUAUCAGUGGGAUUCAAUUCAACCAACUUUUCUUCAAGCAAUAGUAAUUCCCACAAAAAUCUGGGUGCUAAUCAAAUGAAAGAAAAGAAAAAAAAUCCACAACUCAAGAAGCGGUUCUUAUAGGUCGGUAGGUUUUCAAAAAUUUCGUCAAAACAAUUCAGCUUAAAGUUAGAAUAAAACGGAAUACUUUGGGAUACCCAAUAAAUUAACCCAUAUGUCCUUACAAAAUUGUUUAUCUACAAAAUUAAAAAUGCAUAAAAAUUAAUAAAUUGUUGUAAAAAUAAAUA
Teleopsis dalmanni is the source of this 2492-nucleotide messenger RNA. RefSeq lists its product as uncharacterized. The record is from RefSeq and is a predicted model, not a curated record. Lineage: Eukaryota; Metazoa; Arthropoda; Insecta; Diptera; Diopsidae. The coding region runs from base 384 to 2075 and encodes 563 amino acids. The transcript has 6 exons.